Molecule: messenger RNA, 5280 nt
Organism: Drosophila suzukii
Lineage: Eukaryota; Metazoa; Arthropoda; Insecta; Diptera; Drosophilidae
Source: RefSeq, a predicted model, not a curated record
GGCACAUCAGACGUGCCUUUUGCGAUCGUUGGGUACCGGCGAACAGUAAUGUACGUAGAACACCUACCUUAAAAUGGGGACUUUAAAGACUAUAACAGAUAUUAGUCAUUAUGAUCUGUUUCGCGUACUCGACAUUAUAAAGACAAAUUGCGAAAUACAGAAUAGCAAUGAAUCUUUGGACACCAUCAAGUAUGCUGACAUCUUUAACUUUGCUGCCACCUGCAGGAUAUUUCGACGAAUCGUUUGGGACUGGUCGAUAGAAAUGUACAACCGCUUGGAAAUCGAUCUGCUGCAUGCGCUUACCCAUAAAAGGUUAACCGUCAAGUUUAUUGAGAUUCACAAAACUCUUAAGAGAGCCACAAAGCUAAAGAGAGACCAGUACAUGGACAUUUAUAUUAAGGCCAUGAUGGGGAAUCCCCUGCUAAAAACCAUCGAGCUGAGUUAUAAUACUCAAGAAUAUAACAAAGAACACGAGAGUAUAUUCGAUGAAAUUAUAAUGGGACUGCAGGGCAAAGCUUUGCGCAUAGUUUUGGAUCCAGGGCGAAUUCCAAAAUUCAAGGAGAUAAUUGUGGAUAUUGCAGAUCAUCAAAUAAGCAAUCUCGGGGUAUUUCGCAAUAUUUCAAAACUGACCAUAACAGCUUCCUUGGAGAUGUGCGACCUAGUGGAAUUUUGCAUUAACAAUCCCUCACUGGUAACCUUGGAAGUUAAUGUAAAUCGGUUUUCCGACCAGGGAAAGCUCACUCAAAUCGUUCGUCAUUGUCCCAACUUAAAGCAAUUGAAAUUUCUGCUGAAUGAUAAUGAAAGGGAUAAUGGUUAUGUCGGGCUGGCACUUUUAGAUAAGCUACAGCAUUUGGAAAUUGGGAAACUCCCAAUGCCGAAGGAAUUACAGUUUCAGCUGCCUGAUGAUGAUGAAAAUAUGGAGGAAAACGAAUUGCAUUGCCAUAAGUCCCAGCAAUUAGAAAUGGAUGAGGAGUUUAGAUCUAAACGACCCAAGAUGGACUGCGAGUACGAACCUCUAAUCGAAGGAGUCUCAACUUUAGAACAAUCCAUUCCCAUCUUGCAGCUUCUCAGAGCUUUUAGCGAAAAGAAAAGAUCGAAAUUAAUUCGACUGUGUCUGAAGUUCGAUAUUGAUGACGAGAUGGUUCAGAUUAUUGCGAAAAUCAAAGGUCUGAGAAUGUUGGAGUGCGGGUUUUGCGAUCCCAAAAGCAUUAGGCACCUAGUACAGCACCCAACACUCAACCGAUUGAGCAUACUCAAUAAAGGUCAUCUAGUUACGGAUGAUAUCGCAGAUUUACUUAGAAAACAAGUAACCGUCUCAAGUCAUGAUGCAAAAAUGUUAUUAUCUGCCCGGGGUUACCUAGGUAUUUGUACGAGAAAUAAUAGUUAUGCGGAAAUUUACCGGUCUGUUAACUUUGAACCUUUUGCGAAACUGGAAAACCUUAAGGUUAUCGGAAUGCCUAAUGAAAUGAUUGUGUCAAUGGAGUCGACGCUGUAUCGGUUUUUGGAGCUCGGUGUCCAGAUCAAGAGUGAUGCAUGCGAUAUUUCCUUUGAUCCCCAAAAGAGAGAGCUUAAAAUGCUUUACAGUAUGGACUACGGAGAUAAAGAACUGCCAACUCCGUUGGUCAGAAAUCUGCGCUCCUUUAAAGUUUUAUCCAUAAAUAUACCAACUUCUCAUCUUUUCCACAAUUUGUCCACAAUCAACUUAGGAACGAUAGAUGAGGUUUAUAUAGGAACACCCUUAACAAUCUUUGAAAUAUCCAAAGAAGUAUACCUCAGUAAGACCGUUGUUGAAGCUUUGGUCACUUUAAGGUGUUUGAGGAAAAUCUCAUGUGGGUUUCAGAAGUUAAUUUACAUUCAGCCUCUGGCCCAGUUGAAAGAUCUGGAGGAUGUGGAGGUUUUAUCAGAGCACCACCCCAAGGAUGUUCACUUUCCAAGGUGUCUAGAACCACUUCUGAAGAACUGUCGCAAGCUGAACUCGUUUCACAUUAAAGUGCCCGUCAACGGGAUAACCAAGAAGUUUUUAACUGGCCUUCAGUAUGCGGUUCUGAAAAGCCGAGAUCCCGAGAAACACCAGGACUUAGAUAUUUGCCUAUGCUUGAAAUGCCAACAAUAUGAUACCCCAGAUGAGAUGGUAACUGCGAAACAGAUCAAACUUACAACAAAACCAUUUAAGCUCAUGAGGCUGACAGCUAAAUACGUAGAGAACCAACAUUUGCUUGAUUGAACAAAUAUAGAAAAUUAAGGGACACGCUUAAAAUAAAUCAUUUUAAAUUCCUUUACAUAGCCAUGCAAGUGCCAUAAAUUUCCUUAAGAACCAACUUGCACCGGCCACAACGACAAUUAAAUAAAUUCAAUUUGCACCUGCCGACAACAUUAUUGGAUUGCAACUCAUACAGAUGGAAUUAAAUAAAUUAAACACAUACAAUCGCAGACAUUUUCAUGUCGCACCGGAAAAAGACAAGUAUUUACUUUACAAGUAAGUUUGCAUUUUGAUUAAAUUCAACAAGCUUGUCGCUUGCUGGAAAUAAUUUGUACUUCUUACUUGCAGGUGGGCUGCACUUUCCAUCCGCCCACCCGAAUGACAGGUGUUUAUUUUCGGGAAAUGCAAUUGAGCGGAAUUGCAUGAUGCUGGCAUUUUGUCAGCUGGGCUGCGGCUUAAGUAAUAAUUAAAUAAUGACACUUGGGAAAUCGAGGGCUGGUGAGGUGGGAAUUCGCCUAAAAUCAAAUGAAAUGAGCAAGUGGCGAAUGGAAAUGGUAAAAUAUUUGUUGAAUUUUAGGGUUUUUGGGCCCGUGAUUGGCAAGGUUUUGCAAUUGCAAUUUUUAAGCCAGCUACAAAUUGGAAUUGGCGUUUAAUAGUCAACAGCUGGCACUUGGCAUUGUGUGUGCGUGGGCUGCGGUGUUGAAAGUGCCUGGGGCAUUCUCGAAUGCAAUGCAAAUUGCGUAUACGCAGUGUGUGAUGCGAGUGGCAGUGUGCAAACUAAGCAUCGAGCAGCACAGCCUCUGUUUUAUUUACGCACUGAAAACUCGUUGAAAACACACAGCCCGAGAGCCAUCGCUGGAAAGAGACAAUGAAUGUUAAAUUAUUUAGGCCGAGUGCAUUAGUGGCCGAGUCCUGUCCUCCUGUCCUCCUGUCACAAGGACACAAGGACAGACCUAGGGACGCACUGGCAUAAUUUGUCAGCUGUCGGGCAAUUUUGUGUGAGACUGCUGCUAAUUAAAUAUGCCGACAUAUAGACAGUGCCAGCAAAUCGGCAAAGUAGUUGAGUGCCAUGCAAAUAGCCAAUCCAGACACAACUUGGCCAAUCGGAUCGAAUGGGAAGCCAAUCCCCAGACCCGGCCAAUGCAAACAAUGGCCCAGAAAACACAAAGAACUUUCCAAUCAGCCGGCUCACUUCAGACCACUCUUAAUCAGAGAAUGUCAACGGAUGCAACGGGCACUCAUCUGUGAAACCAGAUUCUUGUGGCUUCUUCGUUUGCGAUUAAUUCAGUUCUGGCAUUAAAUAUACACGUAUUUAUCUUAAUUCCAUUCUCAUUAGCCGUAUACUUCACUUUCCAUUUGGCUUUUCUCAAAAUGUUCCCAACCUUCCGUUGACGGAAGAGAUAAAUCCUUUUAUGCCUUUCUUGCCUCGUAAGUCAGGCCAACUGAUAUUUAAAUUGGUAACCGAAACCCGGUCAUACAUCGCAUUCUCAUCUCCGGCCCGGAUAAUCUUUAUUGUUUCACAGUUCAGUGACACAAAUUUGCAAUUGCAAUUGAAUGAAUUCUCACAUUUCGGGUGCGGGUUUUCCAUUCACACACAGCGAUAAGAGUGGCGGGCAAAAAAUUGCUCGAAUAUAUUUAUAUUGAUGCAAAAAGUGCAGUAAGGGGGCCGACAUGCAUAUAAAGCCCAAGCCGUGGCCUAUAAAAAGUAUUCAAAUAUAUCUGCUUUUGCGGCUCGCUCUCGAAAGCCAGAUGUGCAUUUAUUUUAAUCAAGGCUACCGAGGUCAAUGCAUUGUGUGAUAUUUAUUUAAGGCAUACGUCGAAAGUUUAUUAAAAUACAUUAUACAAAAGAGCAGCGCUAAUUAUGUAUUUAAUGUAAAAAAAUAUCAUCCCUCAAGCCGGGCAUAAAUAUUUGUGCACUUAAUUACAAAAUGCAUUGCGAAGAAUUAUGAACUCGCAUUUAUCGGCUCGCUGACUUUGGGCGUCAAUUCAUCCGUUAAAGUCGGCAAGUGAACUUUAUUUGGUUUUAAUUAUUUAUAUUUUUUAAAGCGAAAAUAUGGAGAAAAACGAAUAAGAGGACUGAUAAUGCGGAGAAUUUGUCCCAUUUUUUGAGACAUUAUUAUUUUAGCUCACAUGAGAGGGUUUUUGUGCAUAGACUUUGUGCUGAUUAAAACACACAGAAGGCUUAAAAGUAUGUUACAAUCAAUUUAAUAUAAGUAUAAGUCUAUGGUGGUUAUCCAUGAGCUUAGCAGCGAUAAAUAUUUGAUUUUGUACUUAAAAUUUCUUGGAAAUACAUGUGAAAUUUGCAUUACCUCUUGAGGAAUUCUGUAUUAUAUCUUCCCUGGCGACUGUUCAUCUAUUACAGAGAACCCUUCUGGCCAGAUUCAAUUAAGCCGUUCGCUCUGGUUCCGAUUGGCCCGUUACCCGUCCUGCCAAUUAUGUGCCUUUCUGUGCAACCAAUUAGCCAUUUCGUGCGGGUCUCGGGGGUGUGGGCCCCAUCAAAUACACCUGAAACUGUGUCUGAAACUUCAAACCGCCACUUUGAGCGAGUGGAGGGCCUCUGGCAGUAAAGCAAUUAUUCGGGGUCCCAGAAGGAUGCCUCGUGUCAAUUAAUUGGAUUAUUUAUGUGUAUUUUGCUGGCAACAAAACGCAAUCACUUUGCACGCGUAUGACAAAAUCUCAGAUGCCGGAAAAUUCGCAGACGCAAGUCUGUCACAUAAAUUUCAGAUUUUGGUCCCUGACAUUAAUCCGGGCAAUGUUGGUAAUUUAAAAGCAUUCGAGUAUUAAUUUUUUCCCUCUCGAAGUAGGUCAAUUAAUCGUAGAACAGCUGUUAAAUGCAUCGAUGGACACGGCCAUUGAGUUAAUGAGAGACAAACAUUAAUUUAUUUUUUGCUGUUCGCAGUCAUUAAUGUUCAAAUAUGUGCAGUAUAUGCAAUGACUUUUUAAGUACCAAAGCUGUUUUUAGCUUGAAAAGGCUUUCUAAAUUAAUACAAAUGAAAAUGAAAUAAAUAGGAUGGUAAUUAAAGCCGCAAAAAAGUACACAUUACCAUUUAAAAAACUAAUUUAAAUAAUUGGUGUUUUUA